Molecule: messenger RNA, 1404 nt
Organism: Penaeus monodon (black tiger shrimp)
Lineage: Eukaryota; Metazoa; Arthropoda; Malacostraca; Decapoda; Penaeidae
Product: testis-specific gene A8 protein-like
Source: RefSeq, a predicted model, not a curated record
CAUCGAAAGCGAGUGGCGGACGCUAUAUAAAGGAGUCUCCCCUUGGUUUCUCCCAGUGGCGUUUUCUGUCUCAGAGUGGCAAGGAUGAAGGGCUCGGUGUUGCUGUGUUUGUGUUGGCUCGCGGCGCUAGGAGAGGGCCGCCCCCAGGCAGCGGAGCCGCCCCAGGUGGUGGACAUCGCAGCGGCGUACGAGCAGUACCACCAGCUGUGGCUGGCCGAGGCCCAGAGGAAUUCCGUCGCUCCCUUGGCGCCCCACAAGCGACCGACGCAGACAACAGCAACGCAGGAGCAGCCGACCGAGGUUCCUGAGCCGAUCGCUGAGGGGAAGCCGUCACCCCAGCCAGCGGCGGCGGAGCCACACGUGAAGCAGGCCGUUGCCCCCGAACCCGUCGCCCAGGCCGCCCCCGACACCGAAGCCGCCCCGGCUGCCCCUGACGCGGCAGCCGCCCCCGACACUCUUGUCGCUGACGCGGACACCGCCUAUGCCGAGUUCCACAGGCUGUGGCUGGCUGAGGCGGCCAGGAACGCCAUCGCCCCGACGGUCGGCCAGCAGCAGCCUGUAGCCACGCCGGCCGUGCAGGAAGAGCAGCCUCAGAUGGCAGUGCUGCAAGACCAACCUACAAGCAGCACCUCUAGAGCAAGCAGACAUUGUGGCAGUGGAGGAGCCUGCGCCAGCCCCGGCGGAAGCCGCGGUGGACCACGAAGCCGAGUUCGCUCGGUUCCACGCCCUGUGGACGCAGGAGGCCGCCAGGAACGCCAUUCCCCCCCAGGUGGGGGCGCAGCCGACCCAAGCACAGCCCGAGACUCUCCAGCGGGUCGUCGAGGAGGCAGCCCCGAAGGCCACGCCCUCAGUCCCUUCCGUCGCCAGCCCCGCGCCCUCCGUCGUCGUCCCAGCCAAUCCCUGGGCAGGAGGCUUCGGCAGCGUCCCCGUCGUCAUCCUGCUUCCCCAGUAUCCUGCAGGAGCGCCGUGAUUUCUUUGGGCUAGGGACACGUUCCUUUGUCGAGGAGAGGAUGUAGGACGCUGUGGAUGAAGAAUCUCGCCUCGGAUAGUUUACGAGAAGUACAGUCAUCUUUAGGAUCCUUCCCUUUUACAAAGUAUUUGCUCCUUUUUUUCAUAAAAUAAGUAAAGAUAACAGAAUGAGAAUAAAACAGACAAACAAAACAAUAAGGGAAUUAAUAAUAAUCGGAACUUUCAAGGACUAUACGCGUAAAUCUUUGUAAAUACUGUAUGUAUGUAGUUGCUCGACAAGUUUGCCAUUGAAGAUGUAAACAAGCAAGAUCGAGAUUAAUGAAAUAACUGAUCUUUGUGAAGGGUUCGAUCCCCCAACCUCAGGUGUGCUUGUGAUUACGUUAAGCAUCGUAUGUGUGUUUAUAUGACUUUUUUUUCAAAAAAAUAAAACCAAAG